CAACAUUAUUUCUGGUUUGGCAAGAAUUGCUUGUUACUUUAUCUUCAUGGGCCACAGAGAGCCGAGGAUUCAGAAAAUUACACAAGUCAUAUAGCCGCAAGAUGUGCAUGCCAAUCUUUGGUACUUCAGUAAUGGUCGUGAUGUUUGUUUGGAAUGAAAUUGUGUGUGCCCUGCAGUUGUAUCCUUUCUUUGAUGAUGGUUCCCGGUUAUUGUAACAAGGACAUUGACAGUAUAUUGAUGGCGGUCUUGGGGUGUGUUGGGAAUGGAAGACCAGAUUGUAAAUUCGUCUCCCACCCGUAAUUUAUUGAAUACUCAUAGCUAAGAAAAUAUGGGGUUUCAGGUAUGUGUUAGUGUUUUUGGCAAAUAUGUUCUAUCUUUGAUAUUUGAUUCUUUCAUCAUAGAUACCUUUAUGUGUUUUUGAACAGCUAGGUAGGUGAUGCUUAUAGUGGACCUUCCUUUCCCUGAUUCUUUUAGUCACUUGAUUUUGGUGUUAUAUGGUAAAGUUAUCUGGCAUUUUGUUUAUUACUAGAAGAUGACUCAGAUUUUGUUUAUUAAUCGGUUUUGCAGAACUAUAGUCGCAGUGGUAAGUUGGAUGCCUGGAUUCCCUUUCCAAAAUCACCCUCAGAUCAUCGUGGCCUCUGACACCCAUGUAUGGUUUGGCUUUUUCAUUUCUGAUUCAGGUAUUCUAAAGUAAAUGCUACAACAAAGGUGUCAAUUAAUUGUCAAAGGUUCUUUUCAAAGCGGUUUCCUGAGAAAACAGCAUACAAUCAGGCAACAAGAACUUUCGUCCAUGAUUAAGUUGUUUUGUAGCUUAUUGGGCAACUGCGACUUGGUACAGCCGUACAGGGAGGUUUGCCGAUUUGCCUCCCCUGCCACAGCUCACCAGCAGGCAGGCGACGAUGAACGCAGCAGAAACCAACGACGGCGCCGCCACCUUCUCGUUCUUCCAGCACCUCUGCAUGGUCUCUGGAUUCUUCUUGAUUAAGUUACGAGAUGCAGCAACAUCUCUUGCAGUCAGAGCAUUUGGAAUUCAAGAAGACGAAGAAGCUGCUGCUGUAGUAGAAGAUGAUGAUUUGGAAGCUGGACCAACAGAGGCAGCAGGAGAAACCAAUGCUCUCAAAUUCCUCCAGCUGGGAAACUUCAAUAGAGCAGCUCUAGUCAUGAUCAUGCCCACAUUUCCAGCAACUUUUAUCUACUUUACACUUCCAGGUUUAUUAUGUUUAGCACAGAUUAAAUGGCAGCUAGCACCACAUGGUCCCACACUCCAUAAGUGGUACACUCUAUGUGUGACCAGUUUGAUCAUAGAGUUUGUGGCUUCUAUUGCCCAAUGGAUCUUCUUUUCUGCUGUUGCAACACAUGCUGGGCCAUAGAGAGCCAAGGAUUCAGAAACUUACACAAGUCAAAUAGCCGCAAGAUGUGCAUGCCAAUCUUUGGUACUCCACUACUCCAGUAAUGGUCUUGAUGUAUGUUUGGAAAGAAGUUGGGAGUGCUCUGCAGUUGUGUCCUUUUUUUGAUGAUCUAGUUGUUGUAACUUGUAACAAUGACAUUAAAAUUACAUGUGUCAUGGUUUGGUUUUUAA
Messenger RNA from Erigeron canadensis, 1579 nucleotides. RefSeq lists its product as uncharacterized. The record is from RefSeq and is a predicted model, not a curated record. The transcript is spliced from 6 exons. The coding region runs from base 900 to 1370 and encodes 156 amino acids. NCBI's taxonomy places the organism in Eukaryota, Viridiplantae, Streptophyta, Magnoliopsida, Asterales, Asteraceae.